Messenger RNA from Aspergillus puulaauensis, 969 nucleotides. RefSeq names its product 3' exoribonuclease family protein (gene MTR3). NCBI's taxonomy places the organism in Eukaryota, Fungi, Ascomycota, Eurotiomycetes, Eurotiales, Aspergillaceae. Gene Ontology annotation, cellular component: nuclear exosome (RNase complex); nucleolus; cytoplasmic exosome (RNase complex). Gene Ontology annotation, biological process: poly(A)-dependent snoRNA 3'-end processing; nuclear mRNA surveillance; rRNA catabolic process. Bases 1 to 969 code for a protein of 322 amino acids. The transcript has 2 exons. The record is from RefSeq and is a predicted model, not a curated record.
AUGACUGACAGACGAAGAAUCAAUGGGCCGUCUGGCGGCACUCGGCCUCCAGUCUUCGCCUCUUCCAUCGAGUCCACUACCACUACGGCAGAGCGACCACAACGACAAAGGCAGCCGAAUGAGCUGCGAAAGAUCUUCCUUAAAACCGGUCUCAUCCCUUCUGCGUCUGGGUCCUCCUACCUUGAAUUCGAACCAUCAGCCUCUCUCUCCGCUGCGCGGACAUCACCUAAAUCCUUAAUACCACCUUCUUCGUCCCUGAAACUGGCAUGCACAGUACAUGGACCUAAGCCACUCCCUCGAUCCGCAACAUUCUCUCCGAAUCUCGUUCUCACCACUCACGUCAAAUACGCACCAUUCGCCGCCCGCAAGCGCAAAGGGCAUAUCCGCGACGCCAGCGAACGUGAUCUCGGCGUACACUUAGAAACCGCUCUCCGGGGCGUGAUUGUCGCAGAAAGAUGGCCAAAGAGUGGCCUCGAUAUCACCAUCACAAUCCUAGAAGCGGAGGAUGACCGGUGGUGGGCAGACGCACCCGACUCCCAUGAUGCGGCAUGGGGGAUGAUGAAUGUUCUCGCUGGAUGCAUCACGGCUGCUUCUGCGGCUAUUUCUGAUGCUCGUAUUGAUUGUCUUGAUCUUGUCGCUGGAGGUGUGGCUGCCGUGGUUGCUGAUGAACAUGCCGAUGGGAGCACCUCUGCUCCAAAGUUGAUGCUUGACACGGAUCCGGCAGAGCAUCGAUCAAUAUUAUCGGCUUGUGUGGUUGCUUAUAUGCCUGCGCGGGAUGAAAUCACUGAGCUCUGGCUGAAGGGCGACAAUUCAAAAGCGGCGGUUGGGACAGUAGACCGGAGCCUGAGUCACGAAACUUUGAUAGACGGCGCUGUGGAUGCAGCGCGAGGAGCACACUCGGUCCUCGCAGAGGCUGUUCGGGAAUCAGCGAUGCGUUUCGCUGGGUUAUCGAAUGGGGAUUCUACGUAA